Molecule: messenger RNA, 1972 nt
Organism: Chrysoperla carnea
Lineage: Eukaryota; Metazoa; Arthropoda; Insecta; Neuroptera; Chrysopidae
Gene: ash2
Product: set1/Ash2 histone methyltransferase complex subunit ASH2
Exons: 7
Coding region: 106-1797 (563 amino acids)
Cellular component (GO): Set1C/COMPASS complex
Molecular function (GO): protein binding; transcription cis-regulatory region binding
Source: RefSeq, a predicted model, not a curated record
AAUUUAAAUAAUUAUCUAAAUAAAAAUGUUAACCACUUACAAUUAAAAUAUUAUUUAAUUUUAAUAAAACUACCAAAUCAGUGCUUCCAAAGAAGUGCUUUAAACAUGGAUAAAAGCGAUUCAUCGAACGGUGAAGAUAAACGUAAGGGUAACGACAUCGAUAAACUAAAACAAAGUGGUUACGAUAAAGAAAAUAAGGGAAAUGGUGAUAAGAGAAAUGUUGAACCACAAGCGGGAAAUUGUUAUUGUGGUAAAGAUCGUAAUUUGAAUAUAAUCGAAUUAUUAUGUGCUGUCUGUAAUCGAUGGUUUCAUGAAUCUUGUAUCGGAUAUCAACUUGGAAAAUUAGUACCGUUCAUGACGAAUUAUGUGUUUGUUUGUAAAAAUUGUUCACCAACCGGCUUGGAAAGUUUCAAAAAAAAUCAAGCAUUAUUUCCACAAAUGUGCCAGACAGCGAUUGCGAAUUUACAACAGGAGAGCGUUAAAAAUGGAUCACAUCGAUAUACAUUUAAUAAGGAUAAGGAUAUCAUCUCGUACAUCGAUUAUCACUGGGAAAGUAUGACGACGAUGCCGAGACGGGUCACACAAUCAUGGCACGCGACCAUACACAAAGCACUCUUAAAAGACGUCCAUGUUUUAUUCAGCUACGAAGAACAUGCCUCGGAGGGACAAUUAUUCGGUUUGGUUAACACCGAUUUAACAUCUGUAAAACCCAAUUAUGAGGCUAUGAUUAAGGGGGGCUCACUGAAAAUAACUGAUAUGGGUAUUCAACAUGUGGCUUUACAGACGGGUGUAAAAGGGCGUACAGCUAAACGAAGAUUACCUGGUGAUACGGGUCCUGUCAAUAAAAAAGGACGAAAUACGGAUCUAGGUGCACCAAAACUUCCAGCCCAUGGUUAUCCUUUGGAACAUCCUUAUAAUAAAGACGGAUAUCGUUACAUUCUGGCUGAACCGGAUCCUCAUGCUCCAUUUCGACAGGAGUUUGAUGAAAGUCCAGAUUGGGCGGGUAAACCAAUUCCCGGAUGGUUAUAUCGCCCGUUAGCACCAAGUACUGUCCUCUUAGCGUUACACGAUCGUGCACCACAACUUAAAAUAUCUGAAGAUCGUCUUGCGGUUACGGGCGAAAAAGGUUAUUGUACGGUUCGAGCCACACAUGCAGUUACACGAGGUGUGUGGUAUUGGGAGGCGACUAUUGAAGAAAUGCCGGAAGGAUCUGCAACACGGAUUGGUUGGGGACAAGAGUAUGCAAAUUUACAGGCCCCACUUGGAUACGAUAAAUUUGGUUAUUCGUGGCGAUCACGUAAAGGUACAAGAUUCCAUGAAUCUUGUGGUAAACAUUAUAGUUCUGGAUAUGGGGAAGGGGAUACGUUAGGUUUUAUGAUUAUUUUACCGGAUUCAAGCAAAGUUAAACAUGUUCCGAAUACGUACAAAGAUCGGCCAUUGGUGAAAUUUAAGAGUCAUUUAUAUUACGAGGAAAAGGAUAAUGUAGCGGAAUCAUUAAAAAAUUUAAAACCAUUGGUCGGCAGUCAAAUUAUAUUUUUUAAGAAUGGUGUUUGUCAAGGUGUUGCUUUUAUGGAUAUUUAUGGUGGAGCUUAUUAUCCAGCCGUUGCUCUACAUAAAUCAUCAACAGUUUCCGUUAAUUUUGGACCAACAUUUAAGAAUGCACCAUCAAUCGAUGAAUAUUCAUAUCGACCGAUGUGUGAAAAAGCUGAAGAAUCAAUAAGCGAACAAAGUUUAGCAGAUAUUUUAUAUUUAGUCGAAAAUGAUGGAAAAUUACGAUUGGAUACCUUCACUGUAUGACAAUAGUGAUCUUUUUUUGUUUCGAUUUUCUAUUUUUUUUGUCUUGUUUUUCUAAAGGAUAAUAGGGAGAGGUGGGGGGGGGGGGGUGAACCUCCCCCUCGUCGUUCGCACGGGCCUGUAAUGAUAUGAUAUAGAUGACAUUAAUUAUGAAGUCAAAUCUUUAUAAAAAUUGUAA